Messenger RNA from Phalacrocorax carbo (great cormorant), 6381 nucleotides. Lineage: Eukaryota; Metazoa; Chordata; Aves; Suliformes; Phalacrocoracidae. The record is from RefSeq and is a predicted model, not a curated record.
CCGCCUUGCGGAUAGCCGCAUUCCGCCGUCUCCUCCGCAGCUUCUGCCGGAGCCUCCUGCCACCUCCAGUUCCUGAGGCUGCCGAGGGGCAACCCCGGGCUCCCCACCUGGGUAGGGGGCGAAGGGGUGGAGUGGGGAGAGAGGGAGAGAGGCGGAGCGGGGGCCGGCGGAGCCCUCCUGCCCCGGGCCCCACCGCCCUUGGGCGGCGGCGGGAGGCGGCGCCUGAGGGGGAAGCGGGAGCGGAGCGGGGCUGUGCCGGGCCGGGCGGCGGCGGGGCUCGGCGGUGGGGCUCCCCGGCAGCGGCGGGGCUCCCCGGCAGCAUGGGCGGCUCUGCCUCCAGCCCGCUGGACGAAAGCAAGUGCACCUACAUCCGAGGAAAAACAGAGGCCAUCAUCAAAAACUUCAGCCCCCAUUACAGACGCCAGUAUGCAGUGGCUUUCUGCAAGCAUGUGCAGGAUGAGCUGGAGCAGCAUCGGGAUUCCCAGUCCCGGUUCCUGAAAACCAAGCCCCCGGCGGAAGCUGGGACCGUCUUAUAUGAGGCAGAGCUGCUGCAUUUUGCUGAGGAUCUGAAGAAGUGGAAGGACAGAUAUGUCGUUAUCAAAAAUGACUACAGUGUGGAUUGCUUUGAGACUAAAGAGGCCUACCAGAAAGGAGCCAGCCCUAAAUAUCAUGUUCUUCCUGCAGGAGGCAAAGUACUGACUUCAGAAGAAGAUUACAAUUUGCUGUCUGAUAAACAUUUUCCAGAUCCUAUUGGGUCAAGUGAGAAGGAGGUCGCUCAAGCCUUUGUUCAGCUUCCAAAGGAGUUCCCGGUUUACCUGUGGCAGCCCUUCGCCCGACACAGCUACUAUUGCUUUCCAGAGCCAGAAGCUCAAAGGCAGUUCAGCACCAUGCUGGGAGACUGCGUGAGACACUCAAACCACGAUUUUCUCAAGCAGACCACUUAUGAAGUGGAGGCAUUCUUAGAAGCCAUUCAGUUCUUCCGGCAAGAGAAAGGCCACUAUGGAACAUGGGAGAUGAUAACCGGCAAUGAAAAAGAGAUCCUGAGCAACCUUGUGAUGGAAGAACUCCUGCCUAACCUUCAGACGAUGAUUCUGCCUAAAAUGAAAGGAAAAAGGAACGACAGGAAGCGGGCCUGGUUUGGUAUUGUAGAAGAAACUUACAGUUUAGUCCAGCAACAGGUGUCAGAAGGAUUAAGUACCUUGAAAGAAGAAUGCAGAGAUUUUGCAAAAACUCUUGAAGGAACCAUUCGCUCAGACAUGGAUCAGAUUCUGAACUCCAAGAACUUCUUAGCUGGGAAAAUCAAAGCCACUGUUUCUGAGCCUGCCCAGAGGUGCUGCACAGAAAAUAUCCAGCCCUUUCUUGCAUCCAUAUUGGAGGAGCUCAUGGGUCCGGUGAGUUCCGGGUUCACUGAAGUCCGCUCACUUUUUGAUAAAGAAGUUAAUGAAAUCAUCCAGGACUUCCAGAAGACAAAUGAUAUCAUGAAGCUAAAGGAGAAUGUGGAUCAGCUUAUGAAGCUACCAUUCAACUCUGUGAAAAUGGAGCCCUGCUAUCUGAAGGUGAACCUCCUCCAGGAGCUCCUUCAAGACCUCAAGAAUCGCUUCAAGGUCUAUCACAUUGACUUUGUGAUUCAGAGGACACAGAACUUCAUGCAAGAGCUGAUGGAAAAUGCAGUUUAUACUUUUGAGCAGUUGUUCUCUCCAAGCCGCCAGGCAGACUCAGCAAAAGUUGCAACAACCAUUGAAAAAGUCAAGCUGAGAGUACUGAAGCAAUAUGAUUAUGACAGCAGCACUAUCCGGAAGAAGAUAUUUCAAGAAGCACUGGUACAGAUCACUUUGCCCACAAUGCAAAAGUCACUGGCUUCAACAUGCAAACCAGAGCUGCAGAAGUACGAGCAGUUUAUUUUUGCUGAUUACACUAGCGUAAUCCAAGUAGAGAAUGUGUAUGAAGAGAUUUUAUAUCAGACAGUGCUUGAAGAAGCCCUGAAAGUGAUAAAAGAAGCUGCCAUUAUGAAGAAGCACAACCUCUUUGAAGAUAACUUGAAUUUGCCCUGUGAAAGCGUGUCCAGCUUAACGGACCUCAAGACCCCUUCAGGAUCAGCACAAACCACUCCCGCGAAGAAGCCUUCCGCCACCCGAGCCGAGACGUCAGACCCUGAAACUCAAAGUGAUGAAACACUCAUUGUGACGGAAAAAAUUUCUUGGGAGAAGGAUGCUGAUGAUAGAAAGUCAUCAGGCAAAGAGGCAGUCACUUCUGUUAACACAGCAAGGAAAAGUGAAGAAGUGGUCAGUACAGACAUUGCUGAAAUACAGGAAUCCCUUACAGCUACCUUUAAAAAACAAGAGGUUGCAGAGGAAAAAAUCAUUUUGGAGAAUGAGGACACAGUGAAAGCAGAGUGUGCAGUAAACACUGAAAAAGAGCUUAAGACACAACGAGAAGCCGUGGAGGAAGAAGUGUCUCAUGGGACUGAAACUGCAGUGAAAGAUUUUGGAGCCAGUGCUAAAAAGGACUUUAAGGUACGUGAAGGAGCAGUGGAGGAAAAGGUGACUUCUGAGAGUCGAUCAGCAACGGAUGCUGUGUUCAUCAGUGGCACUGAAAAAGAAAGCAAAGCACAGGAAGAAGUUGCAGAGAUAAAACUGACUUGCCCACAUGAUAAUGUAGCAGAAGCAGAGAUUUUAGGGAAUGCAGGAAAGAGAAUCAGCGUGGAAAAAGAAUUAUCUCAGAGUGAAUAUGUGGUAGGAACAGGGUCUAAAGAGGACAGUAAGAAAGAAAGCAAGGGCCAAGGAGUAAGUACUGAGACAAGGGUUAUUUCCCAGGAUGAAAACACAGGGAAAGGAGUGUUUGGGGAUAAUGCUGAAAAAGAAAGCAAGUCAGAAAAGAGUUGUAAAUCCCCUGAUGAUGUGAAUGAGAUAAGGAGUUUGCUGAUGGUAACAGUUGAGAUACCAGCAGGUACUCAGGCUGAGAACAUAAAGGAGAUUUGUGAAAGUGAGAUAUUAAAGUUGCAGGAGCAUGAUAAAAGGAUCGACAAGUUGAGCGAAAUGGCUGCAGCAGAAAUUCAAGUGAGCCAGGCGACGGUGAAUAAAGAUGCAGCAGAAUGUGCAGAGUUCAAGGAGGACCGGCCAUCUUCAUCUAGUUUGGGGACAGAUGGUAUGAAUUUAGAGAAUGUGUCCCAGGCGGCCUGCCGUAUGGCAGAAGCAGAGUGGCUGGUAGAAAACUCAGGCACUCCUCAGGAAGCAAAGGCAGGGGUGGAUAUCAAGCAGAGCGUUUGGUACACAGAUGUGGGAAGCCUCCGAAAUGAUAGAUUGCAGCCAGAGGAACACACUGAAAAUGUGUCUGAAGGCAAAAUAUUAGAUGGGGAGGAAGGAGGAGCAGGGAAUAGCUGUGCUGUCCUGGUGGAGGUAGGGACUGAGAGCUUUUUUCAUAAUCCUGCAGACACAACACAAGUGCCCGUUCUGGAUACAGAAAACCCAAGAACAGGACUGCUAGACCUGCCAGUUUCUUCAGUGCCAGAGCAGGGUGAGGUUAGCACCAUAGAGGUCACAGGAGAUAGAGAGGCUGGUGGGUAUGAAGAGAAGCCAGAAGAUGAAUCAUCUUCACACACAGAAAUAAAAAGCACAGAAGGAAAAGAUAUUUUCACAGAAGAAAACAGAGAAGAUUAUGCACAGCAAAACUCUGAAGAGUAAGAAGUGUUCUUCAGCCCAGCCCUGCAGGAUUUAUUUACUCCAUUCAUCCCUGUUUAAUUGUGAAUACUUAACUUGGGUCAGGGCUAGAGGAAAUGGGCUUUGUUGUGGUAUCACCAGCUCUUGCAGCUUUAGCACAGAUCCCUUCCUGAGUGAUGGCUGAUAGGUUUCUUUUCAGUUAAAGCCCUCACUGUUUAAAACCAGGCUACUGUUGGGGAACCUCAUCUUUCACUUAAAUUUUUCUACCUUUUAUGGUUAUAGAAAAAGUCUGAAGAUGUGACCACUGAAUGCUUCAAAAGCAACUCACCCCCAACUAGAAAGUCAUUUUAACAAUUUAACUGUUCUUAGUGGUUUUGGCAGGGCGGUAGCUCGUGAUUUUUAAAUGCAUGGAUUUGACAAGUACUGCUAUGAUUCUUAAGGGGUUGGUACAUACAUUGCUAUUCGAGGAGGCUUUUAGUAUUUGCAUGCAGUAUAUGGGAAAUAAAUAAAACUUUCAGUAGUUCAACAGAACCAAAUAGUUAAUUUAGUAGGUUGCUCAAAAGCCACACUUUAUGUAAACUCUGCAAACUGAUUACUUAAUUAUUUUAAAGUUGUGGCAGAUAUUAAAGAAAAGCAAGUGUUCUGAUUUUUUUUCUCUUAUUGCUGUAUUUAAAAUGGGGAAAAUAUGGGAGCAGGUUUCUCAGUCCCACUCUGCACUUCUGGGUUAUAUAGCCUUCCAGAGCACUUUAUGGCUAUUUUAUUUUGUUUUGUUUUAUGGAAGGGAAAGAUGAGAAUGUUUACAAUAACUAUAACCAUUAGGCAGCAUCCUUCUGUUUUACUUCCCACUAUAAAAUAUAUUCACUUACAGCUAUCUAAUAAAGAAUAUUAAAAGCCCUGACAUUCUCAUUCUUACUGACUUGAGUUACCCAGUUCUCUAGGCCUUUUUAGGUGCAUAAACUAUGUCAUAAAUUGCAGUCAUUGAAAAUAUUAUAAUCAUCGCAUAGGAUUUCUAGUACAGAUGUUAACUGAGGCAAAAAGCAGCCAAACAUUGUGCUUAGACUUGGCAGAAUCACGUUUCCAAAGCAUUAAUUAAAAUGAGACCUGUUGCUUUCAUAGCCAGCAUAUUAUCAUCUCUGUCAAAUCAUGAUCUAUGCCAAAAGUUGCUUAUAUGCAUUAUUUGUAUGCACAAUUUAAAGACUGUGCACAGUAAAGCUUGGAAAUGAAAAACAGCAUUUUAAUAAAUUGGGCUUUAGAGAUCAAGACCUCACUUUAGAGGUCACUUUUAAGGCACCUUAAAAAUUUGGACUGGUGUUUUAGACUGUUUCUAAAUAAAUAUAAUACAGUACAGGGCAGCAAAGAUUAAUGAUAAAUACUAGUAAGUAGAAGUUAAGUACAGUAAGGACUGCAGGAUUUAUGCCUAUAAAGAUAUGGGAAGAAAUAACAAAGUCCCGAGAACAUAAUACUUGUUGGCAUUUAACUUCAACAAACUGUGCAAAGUCUAUUAUUUAUGCUCUCAAAAUAUGCUAUAAUACUAAUAGAAUUGACACUAGAGGAACAGGCAAAUAUUACUGCAUACAUAAGGAACAUUGUUGAGUAACUGGACCAACCGCAAUGUCGCUAUUGUAAAAUAAAUGAAACUCCUACUUUUCCAGAAGCCGUAUUGCGGUAUACAGACAUUAAGGUCACAGAUGUUUUCCUUGCAAAAGGACUUUGACUCAUUUCCUCCUUAUAUUUUUUCGUGCAAAAAUACUAAUUUGUAAACACACAAACCACUGUCAGCCAAUUUUUUUACAAAUCAUUAGUUCUUUCAGUGAGCUACUUUUUUUUUUUUUUUACAAAUCAUUAGCUAUUUCUUAUUGGUACUGAACGUUAAGUGACUUCAGAUUUAUAAUGUGCUUUACAGUUAAGCAGCAGCAGUCUCUUGUAGCCAUGCUAAAAUUAGGGGACUUUUUUGGAUACAGUGUUUUGUAUGAAAGAGGACAAGGAGGACAGCAACGGUUACUGUCUGUGAAAAAGGCUGCAGCCUCCUACAAAUUAGAUGCAUGUGCACAGAAAGUAUUUAGCAUAAACAUUCCCACCACAGUAAGUUUUGAAUUAUUUCUGUGGCAGUCUUAAAUCUGGGUAGUAUUUUCCUGUAAUAUUAAAGAACUGAGUUGUUGAAUUCAGAUGGUCAGCAUAUUUGUUUUUUAUAAGUAGGAUGGGAAAGAAUGGGGAACAUUUAGCCUGUACAUCACCUAGUUCUUCAAUUUAAGUUCCUCAUGGCUAGGGGACUGGGUUUUUUGCCUUUGUGGAUACCUUCUGUACAUUCAGAUGUUUGCAAAUGGGUAGAGGGUAGUAUUGUUCUUGUCUUUAAUCAGACUUGGGUAGAGGUGACAGCGAUUUAGAGGUCAGCAUCUGCAAGGUUACCUUGGAACAACUGAUCAAAAAUAAUAAGCCACCGAGUCACUAAUUUUUGCCACUUUCUUGGUAUUUCCUUCACUUACCUGGGAUGAAUUAUUUGUCUUGUUAACUAGGAAUAAUAAUACAUCACGUUUCACCACGUGGAGGGCUGCGGGUUAGAAGCACAGCAGUGCCUUCAGGGGAACGGGCCAGGAUGGGGUGUGUUACCCGUUUUAUUUCAUGGGAUUGACAAUUUUAAAGGACGGGGUAUGAAACACAUUGUAUCUUGCGUAUAACUUUGUAAAAAUGCUUGUCGGGGGAAAUAAAAAGCAGCUCAUCCCUUCCA